Sugiyamaella lignohabitans is the source of this 1770-nucleotide messenger RNA. RefSeq lists its product as uncharacterized. NCBI's taxonomy places the organism in Eukaryota, Fungi, Ascomycota, Dipodascomycetes, Dipodascales, Trichomonascaceae. Bases 1 to 1770 code for a protein of 589 amino acids. The record is from RefSeq and is a predicted model, not a curated record. Gene Ontology annotation, biological process: sphingomyelin catabolic process. Gene Ontology annotation, molecular function: sphingomyelin phosphodiesterase activity. The transcript has a single exon.
AUGUAUAAAAAUUCCAAGAAUGGUGACUACUGUAGAGUAUGCAAAAAUGGAUUAGAGUUGACCAAAAAGGUUUCUUUGAAUUCACCAGAAUCUAUUCCAAUAUUUCUUCGCAAAAUUUGUGAACAUAAGAAGCUGGCUGGAACAUCAAGAUGUGACUUGAAGUAUUAUGGUUCCAUACAGGGGGAACAGAGUUCCUUUGUGACCCACUUGAUAAACGUACUGACUUUGAUGGAACCAAAGGGUCUGGAUGGGGAAUAUUUUUGCCAUUACAUUCUUCAAGGUUUGUGCGAUUUACCCACAACACCGUCUUACGAUCUAUCGACAUGGUGGCCACCAAAACCAGAUUCUGCUAGGAUCCCACCAAGAUCUGGUAAAACAUUUGGAGUCGUCCAUCUAUCGGAUAUUCAUUUGUCUACUGAUUAUACUGUUGGAUCAGAAGGCAAUUGUAUAGGUAUAAUGUGCUGCACUCCCAGUUCCAUAAGAGAUCCAAUACAGCAACCUUUUCCAGCGCCUAAAAUGGGAUACUAUAACUGUGAUGCCCCACCAGCUCUUGUUGACGGUUCUCUAGCAGGCCUUUCUAAUCUGUACAGAGAAGGAAACCUAGACUAUGAUUUUGCAAUCUUCACUGGUGAUAUGGUUGACCACAACCCAGCAUGGAUCAGUUAUGAACAGAGCCUUUUAGAAGAAGAAAAAGUUAUGAACUAUUUAAAGAAAUACCUGAACAACACACCUGUCUAUGCAGUGCUAGGAAAUCAUGAUAGUUAUCCCUUUAGUCAGGUAGCGCAAACCUCAUCGGGCUUUGCCGAUUUAUUCAGUUUCAACACUGAUCUUAUGGCAAAGCUUUGGGAAGAUAACGAAUGGCUCAACCCUGCCACGGCCAAACAGGCGAGAGUACAUUAUGGAGCUUACUCGACCUUAACCAGACAGAACUUGAGAAUUAUAUCUCUCAACUCAAAUUUCUGGUAUCGAUGGAACUUUUAUAAUUACUGGAACAUUGAGAAUCCUGACACCUCAGGUACUCUACGAUUCCUUGUUGAAGAGCUUAUCAGAGCAGAGAACAAGGGAGAAAGAGUUUGGGUGAUAGCUCAUGUUCCUCCUGGUGGUCUUUCUGAUGAAGCCAUGCCAAUUGCAUCACAAUCACUCUACCAAAUUUUCCAUAGAUUUUCUCCCGAGACCAUUGCUGGUCUCUUUUUUGGACACACGCAUCAAGAUGAGUUCACAGUUUUAUAUAAACACAAUGCGACAGCAAAGGCAAUUGAAGAUGCCAUCAAUGUAGCAUGGAUUGGGCCAUCAGUUACUCCACUUUCACGAUACAACCCUGGCUUCAGAUUCUAUAAAGUAGACUCUGGGUCGUUUGACAUAAUGGAAGCAUAUACAUUCAAUGCUCCACUGAAUGAUACAUUUGCAGAUGAUAGGGAGUUGGAAUGGAAAUAUGAGUAUUCAGCUAGAGAAGAGUACGAUGCAUACCAGGCAUGGCCAAAAUCAGAACCACUCAAUGCUUCAUUUUGGCAUAGAGUAGCAGAAGGAAUUAAAAAUGAUCCGUUAAUGUCACAAAAGUACUCGGAUAACGCAUAUCGUCGGUCUCCGUACGCACCCGACUGUACACGGUCGCAUUGCCGUUUUGAUAACUACUGCUAUACAACAAGUAUGUCAACUCAACAGGCAUUACAAUGUAGACUUGACUAUGGGGUUCAUUUGCGUAAAUUGCUAACAGGAGGACCAACAUAUCCUAUGCCACGACCAAUCCGAGAUAUCGUCGAGAGGUCUUAG